AUGGAGGCUCCCAGGAAGAGUAAUGUGACCUAUCAAUUCUUCGAUACCAAGAUCGGCCCAUUGCGUCAGAUAACAGCUUUGAUUACUCCUGACCAUGUGGGUUUAUUCCGGGAUACUUAUGGCAACAUCUUGCCUAUGGUUGAAGACUUGGAUGCUUCUCAGAGGAGUCUGAUACAUACUUGCUUGCAGUUUUAUGAUCCUCAGUUACGUUGCUUCACUUUUCAGGAUUUCCAGUUGGCUCCUUUAUUGGAAGAGUAUGCUAUGAUCUUGGGUGUUCCUCUACAACAUUGUGUCCCUUUCAACUCCGAUAUGCCUCCACCAGAGCAUAAGGAUAUUGAUAAGGCUCUUCAUCUAGAAGUGUUUCUUGUGAAGGAAAAUCUCUCUUCUAAGGGAGGUCUGUCUGGUUUCCAUCUGGAUUUUGUGGUAGAUAAAGCCGAAGAGUGUGCUGCUCACCGAAAUUGGGAGGCUGUGUGUGCUCUGUUAGCAUUGGGUGUCUAUGGUAUUAUGCUAUUCGCCGAUGAACCGAAAUUCGUGAGUAUGAGUGCUAUUCAUAUCUUUCUGCUAAAGAACCCAGUUCCCACCCUUCUUGGUUAUUUCUAUUUUUCGGUGCAUAAUAAGAAUGAGAAGAGACGAGGGAGAUUGGUCAGAUGUUGCGCUCCAUUGUUCCAUAAGUGGCUCGUGGGGCACUUGCCAAAUGACGAUGGUUUUCUAAAUCCGCAUCAAGCCAGGAAUUGGGCUAGAAGGUUGGUUGUCUUGACUGCUAAAGACAGCAGAUGGUGUAAUCAGAAUACCAAAGGUGGUGAUUUUGUGGUUAGAUGUGGGAAAUACCCUAAUGUACCAUUGUUGGGUAUGAAGGGUUGUAUCAACUAUAACCCGAUUCUUUUGAGAAGACAAUUAGGGUAUGCCUUGACUCACGCUCCUAAGGAUCAAGAUCUGGUGGAAUCUUUAUACUUCCCAGUGCAAGAUAAUCUAGAGCUGGUUAAGCAAGCUGCCGGAGCUUGGAGGAAUAUUCAGACUAAAGGUGUUAUUGUCUAUGGAAAAUGUAACAACAUCUCUUCUUCCUAG
Molecule: messenger RNA, 1065 nt
Organism: Lathyrus oleraceus (garden pea)
Lineage: Eukaryota; Viridiplantae; Streptophyta; Magnoliopsida; Fabales; Fabaceae
Exons: 1
Coding region: 1-1065 (354 amino acids)
Source: RefSeq, a predicted model, not a curated record